AUGCCCGCUAAACAACAUGCAGAUUCGUCAUCAUCCGGAGUGUCGUUGCGCACAAGAUGCAAAAAUAUUCCGGUUUUUGUCCAUCUUUUUUCUUUCGCCACCCAAAAAAUCAGUGUUUGUUUGACAAUUCUUGUCUUUACGCGUAAUAUCCUAUCGGUCACUUUUGUCGUUUUGUUGUCAGGUGUUUUGCGUUUCAUUGAUUUUGUUCUACCAAAAACCGUUUUGAUUGAAGAAAAAUAGUUUAUUUAUUUAUUUGAAAUGAAUUGUUUAUUUAUUUACAGGCAGUUGGAAAUCGUCUCAUGUUACGCCGAUUGAAAGCACAAGUGUCGCAGGUCGCCAAUGAGGUAUUUAUUUUUAUAUUUUCAUUUAAUUGUUUAUAUUAUAUAGUUUUUUGAUUGAUCAAUGAAUCGAUUCAAACCAAAGAAGGUUAAAUAUAAAAAUUAUAUAUAUUCGAAAUAAAAUACAAUUUUUCAGCUGGACGGUGUGCUCAAUAACAGUCGCGAUUCUCGAGAUUCCCAGCCAAUUCAAGAUGAAGAAAUCGAGGGUAUGAUAUGUCCGAUUUGUAUGUCCAAUUUUGGAACACCUGAACAACUUUCUGCACAUUUCGAAACCGCGCAUGCUGAGACAAGUGUUACAAAUCCGAAUUAUGAAGCUCCUGCUUCUGCACCUUCGCCAAGCGCUUUUUCUACCAAAGAUCAGGAAAUUGAAGAGCUCCGAACACAAGUGAAAGAAGAAAAACGGUUCGCUGAGCGACUCAAAGAAGAACUCCAUAAUAUUCAAAGUGUGAUAGCGCAAGCAUCCGAUGUUCCAGAAGGAGAAGUGCCAUAUCUUAUGCAACAAAUUCAAGUGCUCACAGCCGAUAAAGCAAUGAGUAAGUAACUUACUCGGGAAAAAAGUAGCAAGACUUUUUGACUUUUAGCCAGCUUGCGACCAUUUUUAGCCAGCUUGCGACCAUUUUUAGCAAGCUUGCUACAAUUUUUAUAAUGGGAAAAAAUGUAGCAAGCUUGUUAAAAAUGGUCGCAAGCUGGCUAAAAGUCUAUUUUUUCGCCAGACUUGCUACUUUUUCUCCGAGUACGUUUGUUUUAUGUUAACUGAAAAUAAAAUGACUGAACACAAAAUUUUAAAAUAGUGUACACGUGUCCAUACGUUAAAAGUGUAUUCAAUUUUUGACCAUUUCUAGUUUUUGCCAGCCUAAUGAAAAAAACAACUUUCCAGUUAUCAAACAAUUUUUGGAAAUCGAAAAGGAGAGUGGCCAACAAAAACGACAACUUGAGCAGGUUCAAGGAGAACGCAAAGAUUUGAUGGGGAAAUUAAAGCAGAUGAGUGGUCAAUUGAGAGAACUCACUGAUUCUUCAGAAGCUUUCAAAAUUGAGAAGGAAAAUCUGGCAAGAGAGUUGAAGACGGCGAAUUCGGAUAUACGAAAAUAUGAGACGGAAGUUACACGGCUUGAGAAAAUGUUGGAUAUGCGACCGUCGGAUGAUGAUGUCAAUGUUCUUAGGACUGAAUUAGUGAAUGCGCAGAAAUUGAUGGAUGAAAUUUCACAACAGAAAGAUAUUGAGAUGAAGGAGCAGAUCUCAGCGAUUAGGAAUUUGAGUAUGGAAAGAGAGAAGUGAGUUUGGUUUUUUGUGAUGGAAAAUUGGGACAGAACCAGCUGAAAAAUAGGCUCAUGAAAAACCAAAAACAAAAACUAGUUUUAAAAUCGAAAGUUUCCGAAAAAUUUGCAUGUGAAUUUGUAAUUUUUCAAAAUUUUUUGAUUAUUUGGUGUACUAAAGGUUUUCAGAAAAAUCCAUAUGGUUCUAGAAAACAAAUUAUUCAAAUUUAGGAAAAUCCCAGUAAGAGCUGUCAAGUAAGUGUUGUGAUGUGCUAGCUUCAAAUUUUCAAAUAUUGUCAAUUCGAUUUUUAGACUUUUGGAAGAGAAUAUGGCCUAGAACAUUAAAAAUGUACAUUUUUAGUACAAUGCUCUAAAAAUUUCGAAUUGAUAAUAUUUUAUUUUCCAAAAAUAAAAUAAAAUUUAAAUUUAGACCAAGUAAAAUACCGGUUAAGUAAGUUCACGCUUUCUUUUCUUUUCUCACAUUUUCGAGUGCUCCAUCUCGCUCCUCCCAACAAAAAGGGUUUUUUUCCAGACAACAUUUGAUGAUUGAAACGAUGCAAAAGAAAAUAGUGGAUCAUGAACAAGGUGCAAAAGGAUCAUCAGAAGAUGUUGAUAGAUUAACACUUGAAAUAUCUGAUUUACAUGAUAAGAUCGAGGAACUUCAAAAAGUUAAUGAAACUUCGAACUCGGAGCUGAAAUUGAAAGAAGAGAGAAUUUUGGAAUUGCAGAGGAGAAUUGAUGAAAAUAUUGAGGAAUUAACGAAAUGUAAGGAGAAUGUGAAAUUGCUUGAAGAAAAAGUAAAGACUUCUGAAAAUUCGAUUAGUGAUGCAAAAUUAUCAAAUGAGAAUAAUGAAUCGAAAUUGACGAGUUUGCAACAGAAAUUGGAAUCAUUGAUUGAAGAAAAACGACGAUUUGAGAGCGAAGUCAGUGGAUUUGAAGAGAAAUCUGUGAAAACAGCUGAAAAUAUCAAAAGUGUAAGUGAUUUUCUUAUUUAUUUUACAUGAAAUUCUAUUAUUUUCAAACAUUUAGCUUGAAAUGGCGAAUAUGGAUUUGACAAAUGAAUUAACAUCAGUUGGCUCUUUGCUCGAUCACGAGAGACAAUUAUUGGCUGCCAAAAAUUCUGAGAUUUCACAAAAGGAUGAAACUAUAAGACAAGUUAAAGAAUCUGUGGCUGAAAGUGAGGGAAGAAUUCAGAAACUCACAAAUGAUUUAGAGAAUUCGAGAGUUCUUAUUGAAAAUUUGACAUCGAAGUUGACAACUUUGGAAGAGAAUUCGAAAGAUCUCAAGGAAAAGAUUAGUCAAGGAGAAGGUGGAGCGAAAAUGGCAAUUGAGCAAUUGGAGCAAGAAAAAGUGAAGUUAAAAGAAGAAAUUGAGAAAGAAAGUGAGAAAUUCAAAAAGGAGAUUGAUGAACGACAAAAAAGAAUUGACGAAUUGGAAAAAAUAAGAAGAGAUGAAGAAGGAAUAAAAACUGAAAAAGAGCAAAAAUGGAAGGAAAAAGAAGAAGAAUUUGUGAGAAGAAUUAAAGAAUCGGAUGAUGAAAUUAAGCGGAAAAAUGAGAAAUUUAUUGAAAUGGAGAAAGAAAUUGAGGAAGAACGACAAAAAGCGACUGAAAGAUUGAUGAAAAUGAAAGAAUUUAUUGGACAAAAAGAGAAGAAUAUUGAAGAAUUGAGGAAAGAAAUUGGUGAUUUGAAUGAAUCGAUGAAUGAAAGAGAAAGAAUUGUGAGGGAAAAAGAUGGACAUUUGGAGGAAAAUCGGAAGAGAAUUGAAGAUGCUAUUGAGAAAUUGAAUGAGGCUGAAAAACGGGCCAGAGAAUUGGUGAGAUUUUCGGAUAAAUUUGAGGAAAACAUUUGUAUUUUCCACUAUAAUUUCAUUUUGAUAUAAAAAAAUCUAAACUUCAAAAAGUUCUAUUUCAUUCUAUCUCAUUUUCUCCCCCAGACUUUCCACUUUUUUCUAAAAAAUUUCAAUUCAAUAUAUUUUUCCAGGAAUCAAAAGUUGCAAACCGUGAUGAUUUGGUUACUGGAAAAGAAAAGGAACUCGCCGAAUUGUCUUCAAAAUUAACCGAAUCCGAAAGUUUUAUAGAACAACUCAAGAUCCAAGUUGAAAAGGUGCGUUUUUUAUUGAGCAUUUGUUUUGCAACCGAAACACACAAUUUUUCCUUGCGUUUUUCUUUCCACGCUUUUUAUUUCAAUUAGUUAGAAAACUUUAUAAUUAUUUACUUAACAUUUACCAGAUUCUCUCGAGAAACCCUUUAAUUCAUUAAUAGUUUGGUCUGGCUUACACUAACCGCUUUUACCUUUUAAAAUCACGAACAUCCAUCUAUUUGUCGCCUUUUUAGUAUGUUGUUCAGGUAUCUGGCGAGAUGAAAGACAAGGAAAUUGAAAUUGAAAAUUUGAACAAAGAGAUUGCGGAUACGGCGAAUCAUUGGAAAACGAAAAAAGAAGAAUAUGAACAGCAUAUUUUGAGGAAUCAAGAGGAAAAUGAGGAAUCGACUAAUUCAUUGAAAAGUUUACAAGAGGAAUUGAGAAACGAAAAAGAGAGUGCGAAUGAAAAUAGAGCACAAUUGCUAAAAAUACAAGGAGAAUUAGAUGAACAAAUUGGAGAGAAUGAGAAAUUGACUAGAAAAUUGGAAGAAAUUGAAGAGGAAUUGAAAAAUGUGAAAAUAACUGGAAAUAGCAAGGAAAAUGAGAAAGAAGAAUUGAGAAAAUCAUACGAGAAUUUGCAAAAUGAAAAAGAAAAAUUGGAUGAGAAAAUUGAGAAACUUGAAGAAAAUGUGAAAUUAAUAAGUGAAAAAUCGAUUGAUGAUUUGAAUAAAUUGGAAGAAGAAAAGGCUGAGAUUCUGAAGACUAUUGAGGAGAAUAUUUCCACGAUUCAGAAUUUGACCCUGCAAAAUGAUCAGAAAGAACAGGUUGGUUGGUUGGACUAUUGAGUUAUGACGUGGCAAAUUUGGGGCUUUAUUAGGCAAAAUUUCUGUUAUCAUUUUUUUCCUAAAUUUGCCACGUCACUGAUGUAAAUUACUGAAAAAAUAGUUCAACUAGAAUUUUCCAGACGAUUUCAAAUCUCAACGAAAAAGUUCGACAAACUUUGGAAGAUUUAUCAGCCAAGGAUACUCUUAUUGAUGGUUUCAAUUCUAGAAUCGUAAGUUACUUUUUUACACGUUUCCCUUUAAACCUCCAAAGUUUCAGGGUGAAUUCGAGAAAACAGUCGCGAAUUCGAUGAGAAAAAUUGAAGAACUUGAAGCUGAGAAAAAUGAAGAAGCUGAAAAAGUUGUGAAAAUCACAUUGAGAGCUGACGAACUUCAGAAAACAUCGAAUGAAUUGGAAGGAUUGAGAAAAGAAAUUGAGGAAAAAACAGAUUUGUUGGAAAAAUCGAAACAAAAGCACAGUCAAUUUGAGACAAUGUUUGGGGAAGUUCAAACUGCUCUUCAAAAAGAAAUCACGGAGAAAACUGAGGAAAUUGAGAAAUUACAUGAGAAAUUAUCGAAAAAUCAAGAGGAUUUGGAAAAGAAAACGAGCGAAUUUGAAGGGAAAUUGGCGUCGAAAGAAAGAGUUAUUGAUUCGUUGGAAGAGGAUUUGAGAGAAUUGAAAUUGUCAGCAAAUGAAUCGGAAAAAGCUGUGGAAGAAAUUGCGAAGAAAAUGCAAGAACUUCAAAUACAACAAAAUGGUUGGCAAGAAGAGAAAGAUGCGUUGAUUGAGAGAUGUUUGAAUGGUGAAAGUGAUUUGGAUUUUGAAAGAGAUCGAGCUAUGGAAAAUAAACGACGAUUUGAUGAUGCACUAUCUGCGAUGCAUGAAUUGGGAAGAGCAAAUCAAUCAUUGCAGGUGACUUGGGCUCGAAUUUUCUGCAAAAGACCAUUUUUCGAUUAAAAAAUGUUCCGUAUUUUUUUACGUUUCAGAAAUAAUUUAUCAAAAAUUUUUGAACACAAUUUUCUGAUUAUUUGAACAUAUUCGUUACCAAAUUUUGAUGAUAAUUUUGAAAAACACUGUUCAAAAACUUUUCUUUACAUCUUCACUCCUAGAAAAAAUUUUGAAUCCAAAAAUCCUCGAAAAACUUACACAUACCACAUUCAGAACCUGAAAAUGCAGGUCGAAAUUUUUUCCACUGGCCAAAAUUCAGAGCGAAAUUUUUUAAAACUGUUCUUUUCCCCUCAUUUUUAGACGAAAUCAGGGCAAAAUUUUUCUGUAUCAGAUUUCGGAACGAGGUAUGAGCUUACAGUAGAAAAAAACAUGAAAAAAAUAUUCCCAAAUUUUUUACGUUUCAGAAAUUAGUUAUCGAACAUUUUUGAUUGAAUUUUCUGCUUAUUUGAACAUAUAUUUCAAACUACAAAAUUUUGAGGAUUAAAGAAAAACACUGUUCAAAAGCUUUUCUAUACAAUUUCUAGAAAAAAUUUUGAACGAAAAAUUUUAAAUCCAAAAAUCCUCGAAAAGGUAAAAUUAGAAUAAACUCGAAAAAAAAUAUUCCCAAAUUUUUUACGUUUCAGAAAUUAGUCAUCAAACAUUUUUGACUGCAUUUUUUGAUUACUUAAACAUAUAGCUUAGUUAAAAAAAACUGCGAGAAUUUUUAAUUCCACUCGUGAUAAAUUUCAAACAAAAAUAUUGAAUUCAGAAAUCCUGGAACACUGCCCAACUUUAAAUUCUUAACAAAUUUCAAAUUUCAGAUGGACAUGGACCGAGUGACAAAUCGAAAAUGGCUCGACGACUCAGCGGCCGUCAAUUGCACAGAUUGUGGAAAAGUGUUCACAUUAACUGUCAGGUAAAUAUACUUUUCUCAGAAUUUCUUCUUCCUCCUCUCAUUUACUGUAAAUUCCGAAACCGUUUCACUUUCAACCCAAUCAGCCUCAUAAAAACCUCGUUAAAGUAAUAUAAGUAUUCCCAAAAAAAAACCAGCCGAACUUUUUUCUCGAUUUUUGCAACAAAUUGUCAUGACCUUAAUCUAUUUUUUUUUGUUUUUCUAGCAAGCGUAAAAUGAGAUAAAGAAAUAAGAUAAGUGAUAAGUUAUGACGUGGAAGGUUUGAUGGAAAACUUUGUUGAUGAUCUUUUUUGUCUAGGGGAAUUUUAUUUUACAGAAAACAUCAUUGCCGAGUUUGCGGUCUGAUUUAUUGCAAUCCCUGCAGCUCAAAAACAGUCAGAAUUCCAAGUGCCAAAAAUCCGGUGCGAGCUUGUAAUCAUUGCUACACUGAACAAGAAAAUCGAUGA
Molecule: messenger RNA, 6780 nt
Organism: Caenorhabditis angaria
Lineage: Eukaryota; Metazoa; Nematoda; Chromadorea; Rhabditida; Rhabditidae
Source: the annotation of a GenBank genome assembly